This is a messenger RNA of Chenopodium quinoa (quinoa), 2878 nucleotides long. RefSeq names its product F-box/LRR-repeat protein At3g26922-like. The transcript has 3 exons. The record is from RefSeq and is a predicted model, not a curated record. Lineage: Eukaryota; Viridiplantae; Streptophyta; Magnoliopsida; Caryophyllales; Amaranthaceae. Gene Ontology annotation, molecular function: protein binding. Bases 166 to 1653 code for a protein of 495 amino acids.
CUAAUGAAAUCAUAGCUUCAUGGACAAUCAGCCAACCUUUGUAAGAUUCCUGAAAAACAAUUUGUAAUCCAAUGUGCUUUAAAUUAUACAAGUGCUAUAAAAUGCUAAGAAAAUGCAAGUAAAUUUGAAUUUUGCUCUCUCAAAAGUCAAACACAACCCACCAAAAUGGAGGAGGAAGCUAAGGAUUUAAUCAGUGAUCUGCCUGAUGCUGUUCUUCAUCUUAUUUUCUCUUUAAUCCCAACCAAAUUCGUUAUCACGGCUUCUUCGAUUUCCAAAAGAUGGAGACAGGUUUCUGCUGAUCAUCUUGAAUAUGCCAGUAACUUAGACUUUGUAGAAGAGUUUUCCAAGCAUCAGAGUCCAAAUCAGUUUGCUGAUAACCUUAGCAGAAUCCUCUGCAUCAACAAGUCUGAGAAAAUCGACAAGUUCAAGCUAUUGUUCAGCCCGAGAAAUGAAGAACACAAGUCAAAAGCAAUAAGUUGGAUUAGAUUUGCAACUUCAAGGGGUGUUGAAGAGAUUGACUUUGAUUUCUGCAGGCAUAUUUACAUCCACUUCUUGUCGAGCGCCCAUGUUAAUAAUAAGAGAGAGGUCUUCGAGUUGCCAGACUUUCUUUUUGACAGCAAAACACUGAUAACUGUGAAAUUGAGCAGAUGCAUAUUAGGCCUUCCAGAAGAAUAUGCCGGUUUUGGCAGCCUCCAGACUCUCUGUCUUAAAGAAGUCAAUGUAACUGACAGUAUGCUUGAAAGUCUGCUAUGCAACUGCAAACUGCUUGAAGUUCUGGUUCUGAAGGAAUGUGGAUCGCUGACUUCGAUCAGAAUUCUGUCUGCUACACGUCUGAAAAGACUGACAGUUUACGAGUGUUACAAUGCCUCGGUUCUUGAGAUUUCUGGCCCCAACAUCCUGUCCUUGCUGAUUAGUGCUGGUCACUUGGAUGCUUGUAGAGUGGAAGACAUGGUGAAUUUGGAGGAGUUAUUUAUUGGGACUCGAGGCGAUGAGUUUGGUGGAGUUUUCUAUUUGUUUAUGAAGAUUUUGUCAGACCUUGCACAUGUCAGAUCUCUCAGCUUAUACUUUGGACACCUUGUGCCCAGUUUGAUCAAAGACUUUCAGGUGAAUUUCAGAAAUUUACAGGAACUACAACUUGUUAACAGCCCAUUAUUCGGACUGUUCAACUCUGAUGUCUACUGCUUUUUUAAGCACUGCAGUUGCCCUUCUUUGCAAUAUAUUUCCAUAGAACUUUCGACUCUCGCAGAGGAGGAAGACUUCAUCUGGGAGUUCCGAAAGCCUUAUAUCAAACCUGUCGACUGUAUUUUUAACAAUCUGAGGACUGUCACAUUGAGCAACUUCAGAGGAACUAGUUCAGACAUUGAGCUUGCAGAAUAUUUCUUACUAAGAGCCCCAAUAUUGGAAUCAAUGUUCUGUAUUACGCCCCAAAGUAUGAAUGCCAGAAAAACAACGGUAUCAAAGGAGGAAGUUUCUUGUUCAACAUCAAAGAAAAAUGUGACCAAGGUGAUUCAAAAGGGUAUUUGUGACAUGCUUUACAAUAAUCCUUAUAAGGCAUCAGCAGUUGCUGAGAUCAGACUUUGCGACAGUGGUGAACGCAACAGUUUGUUAUCUUUUUUCAAUCGGCAUCAUGUUUCUGAUGUCUACCUCAAAUAAUUUUGAGAAAUAAUCAGAGCUUGGUUGAGCCCUUCUUUGAUUAUAUAUUUAUAUAUAUGUUUGCAUAUUUUGGAAUUUCUGAGUUUAAUCAAGAGAAUGUCCUCAGAAAGUGUUUGAUGUUUCUAUUUUUUAGUGCAGACAAUGUUCUGAGUAUAUUAUUACUAAUGUUCGUUGUACAUAAAUUAUGUAUAAAACAUAAAACUAUUACGGAGUAACGUUUAGCUAAUGUUUUUGGGGCAGAGUUUAAUCUAGGGGUGAAAGUUCGGUUUUCGGUUUGGUUUUUGGCCCAAACCGAAACCGAACCACCAUAUUUCGGUUUCUUGAUUUUGCAAACCACACCGCACCACUUUCUCUUUGAAACCGAACCGAACCAAACCACCUAAAUUUCGGUUUUCUUAAAAAAAACCAAACCGCACCGAAUUUUCCUAUCAAGCCUCAUGAACAUCAAAUUUUGCAAAAAAACCGAACCGAACCAAACCAAUUAAAACCGAACCAAACAAAACCAAACCAAUCCAGGGUAUUAAUUAUUACCAUCCCACCUUAUCACCACCAACACCCACCCACCACCCAUCACCCUGACCACCUAAAACCCACCCACCACCCACCCUAACCUACCAAAACCACCGAAACUCACCACCCAUCCCCCAAAACCACCCGAAACCCACCCGCCAUCCACCCUAACCCAUCAAAAACCACCCGAAACCCACUCAUCAUGCAUCAACCCGAAUCCAUCAAAAACCACCCCUCCACCCACCAAAAACUAAAGAAACCCACCAUCCAUCCUGACCACCCGAAACCCACCCAAAACUACCUACCACCACCACAAUUCAAUCAUACACCACCAUAAAAAUAAAAAACUCAAACCAAAUUAAAAGAAAGAAAAAGAGGACAUACCUCACAUUCCACCGAAAAACCUCGAAUUUGGGUUUUAAAGGUCAAAUUCGACCAUGAAAACACUAGAUCUAGUGUUUUCAUGGUCGAAUUUGACCUUUAAAACCUUUAGAAUGUGAACACUGGUGCCCAGGUGGUCGUCCUUGCCUCCUUGGUCGUACUGUCGAAGAGGAGAAGAGAGUGAAAGUGGAGAAGAGAUCGAAGAGGAGAGAGAAAGGACAGAGUAGAGAACUAGAGAUUGGAGAAGAUAAGAAGAGGAAAGGAGAAAGAGAGAACCGAGAGGGAGAAAGCUCACAAAUGGAGAAAAGAGAAGAGGAUUAGAGGAGAGAGAAAG